UAAGCCGUAACUAGCAAAAAUUUUUGAGGUCCAAUUUCCAUCCUUGUAAAUAAGCCCACUGCGUGCUUUCACCAGCUCACUUUCCUCAACCUCCUCCCAGCUUAGAACCAUGGCCGUCCCCGCAACCACAUGGACGGCGAUCUUCAUCAUCGCCGCCACGCUCCGUUUAAUCGAAUGCGGCGACAACAACCGCGUCUACUCGCCGUGCUCCGACACCAAGGUCGCCAGGUCCGACGGCUUCAGCUUCGGGAUCGCCUUCGCCUCCAGGGACGUGUUUCUCCGAAACGGCGCGAACUCCACCUCCCAGUUGUCCCCGUGCGACACUAGACUCUCGCUCUCCACCGCCAAUUCUCAGAUCGCCGUUUUCCGGCCAAAGGUCGACGAGAUCUCUCUCCUCUCCGUCAACUCCUCCUCUUUCGCUCCGGAUAAUUAUGGGGGAUAUAUGGUUGCUUUUGCUGGGCAUAAAUAUGCUGCAAGGUCUACUGCGGCUUUUGUUGCCAAUAGUACCUACACUGUCACCAGCUUUACUCUUGUGCUUGAGUUCACCAAGGGCAGGCUGCAGCACCUGUAUUGGAAAAGGGAUGGGUGCGCCAAAUGUUCUGGGAGCUCCAGCUCCAGCUUCGUUUGCCUUAACAAUCAGGACUGUGCAAUCAAGACAAAUAGCUGCAAAACCCAUGGAGGCACUGUGGAUUGCAGCCUCGGGAUCCAGUUGGCAUUUUCUGGGACGGAUAAGCACCUAUCGGUUCUGAACUCAUGGUAUGAAGUACAGAACCUUGGUCAGUACUCCCUUUAUGGGCUCUAUUCAAAUCUGAAGGAUUCUCUCACUAGCCAGUAUAACAAGUUUUUCUGAUGUAAAACUGUUUCUGUCAGAUUCUUGUAAUUUUUUUCACUACCCACUCACUAGGUUUGAUCGUUCACUUCUUUGUGUUUCAUUUGUAUGCUGUUGUAAAGUAAAUCAAAUUUGAGGAUCAUUGUGAUUAGAGGAAAGAGAUAUGAUUUUCAGUAACA
Molecule: messenger RNA, 1008 nt
Organism: Rosa rugosa (rugosa rose)
Lineage: Eukaryota; Viridiplantae; Streptophyta; Magnoliopsida; Rosales; Rosaceae
Exons: 3
Coding region: 110-850 (246 amino acids)
Biological process (GO): protein histidyl modification to diphthamide; tRNA wobble uridine modification
Cellular component (GO): nucleus; cytosol
Molecular function (GO): metal ion binding
Source: RefSeq, a predicted model, not a curated record